AAAAACCACUCAAUAACUUGUAUUUAAUUGUCCUUUUGACGAAUAUCACGUAUUUCUCAUAGAAAAUUAUUUUUUAUUAUGAAAAUGUUAAAUAAAUUUAUAUGAUUCUUGUGAAAAAUUGCAAAGAAAAUACGAGGUCUGUUCAAAAAGUUCCCGGAAUUUUUUAAUUGCGCGCGUCUGGAGAGUCCGGUGGACAAAUUUUUUUUAUUGUGUUGGUACAUAUGUCCCUAAUGUAUGGUGAAAUUUUCAGCUGUAUUCAUUGUUUACAUUCUGUCUUGUAGCGGCUGGUGUAGACGUGUUUUUUUGAGCUCGGCGAUUUUUGUUAGUUUAAACAAUGGAAGAAUUGAAGAGUCAAAGAAUUUAUUAUCAAUUUUGCGUGAAAAAUGAAAUAAAGUGUAACCAAGUGUGCGAAAUGUUACAGAGAGCCUACGGUGAGUCUGCUAUGAAAAAAACAAGUGCUUACGAGUGGUAUAAGCGUUUCCAAGAUGGCCGCGAAGACGUUGAAGACGACGAACGCUCCGGUCGACCCAGCACGUCAAUAAUCGAUGAAAAUGUGGGAAAAGUGGAAAAUAUGAUUAUGGAUGAUCGCCGAAUCACUAUUAGAGAAGUUGCUGAUAAAGUUGGCAUAUCAGUUGGCUCAUGCCAUCAUAUUUUUUCAAAUGUUUUGGGCAUGAAACGAGUGGCAGCAAAAUUCGUUCCAAAACUGCUGAAUUUUGAUCAAAAAAACAAACGCAUUACCAUCGCUUUAUCAUGCCCCAAACUCCUUAUUCAUCAGAUAUCGCUCCGUGUGAUUUUUUCCUGUUCCCAAAGUUGAAGAGACCCAUGAAAGGACAGCGUUUUUCAUCAAUUGAAGAGAUAAAGGCAGAAUCGCUGAGAGUGCUACAGAGCAUUACAAAAAGUGACUAUCAGGGGUGUUUCGAAGACUGGAAAAAACGCUGGCAUAAGUGUAUUAUAUCUAGGGGGAUUACUUUGAAGGGGACCAUAUAGAUGUAGACGAAUAAAUAAAAAAUUUUUUAGAAAAAUGAGAAUUCCGGGUACUUUUUGAACAGACCUCGUAUUACUUUUUACUAGCACAACUGUAGUUUGUGAACAUGCAAGUUUUAUUUGUAGUUUGGAUUGAAAUUUGGAGUAAUUUUGAAUGAAUCUUGUACAAUGCCUUCCAAAUUAUGGAAUGUGAAAAAAAACUUAUAUUAUUAGGAUUAAAGUUAGGUCAGCUCAGCCAUUUUCUAUAAACAAGAUUUCGUUUAUUCACAGUUCGACAAUUUGGCUGCAAUUUCGCGAUAAAGAAAAAAGUGAGUGAAUACGUUUUCUAUUUAAUGGAUGCGAAAUCCGGGCUUUUCGUUUGCAUUUUUUACAACCUCUUCAGCAACUUUCCUCGGUACAAAACGUCAGUUUGCAGUUGAACUGUAACUCUCUGACAACGCUUUCGCUUAACGUUUACUCGAUAGUUUUUUCUUACGUGGAGCACUAGCGUGAGCCGUUCCCUGGGCACCACCUCAACGUGUUCACUGCAUGCCAUUACAGGUACUUUGUUUCGUUAUGGCAAGAUGCCAAAUCCAACCAAAACAAACUAGCAACAAGCCUAUGUUGCUAGAACAUAAGCUACAUACGUUUUUAAAUAAAUAAAUUACCACACAAGAUAUUCGACAUCGUCAGCUUGAUCUGCUUUAAAAUUCAUGUCACUUUUGUCCAGUAUCCAGGUAGGGGAUGUCUUGACGUAACUUUCCAUUAUCCUGUACCCCGUAGUCAAACUUCGUCAGUAUCUUCAUGUACAGCUACCACGAUCAUACCUUCAUGUAAACAACUGGCCACUUUUUCCGAUGUUUUAUCGGCCUCCGGUUUAGGUUUCCUCUCGAUCCAGUCUUCCAGGCUAUCGAAAAGCGAUCUCCGAAAUCUUUUAUUACGUUGGUAACAGUUGAUCUCAUCACAUUCAAACAUUUUCCCAACUUGAAGUGCGGAUAGUUCGGAUUUACGCGAUGCCAAAUUCCGCAAAAAAUUAAUUACUUGAUCUGACCAAGAACGAGAAUGAGAUUUCACAUAACUUACAAGACGUUUUAAUAUGGUGCGUAAUAUUGUCAUAAUGACAAUAACAACAACAGUUCUCUCUCUCUUUUUAUGGUUCAGACCUACUAGUCCAUGUAAACCAAUCAAAGUUCGUACUGCAUGACGUCAAAGUUUUAAGAUAUAACCUUAAUAAAUGUAAUGACGCGCUGUGCUGUUUUUUACUGUUACGAACAAAUACAGAAUUCAAUUAUGCAAACUAGAUUGACUGACGACACUGCAUUAAAACUAUGGUUUAUAGACAUAUAGAGCAAACCUCUACUACGGCAACGCUUCACGAUGAUUCACUUGCAACCCGAGAAGAUGUAAACGAUCAAUAUUGGUGUUAAUGUUUGCGCUCAUACAUAAAAAAAACUGACAUAAGAAACGUGCAACUCCAAGAAACAACUCAGCAACAGAAUGCAAAUAUGGAUAUAUUAGCAAACAAAACACACUGUUUACCAUGAGAACAUUCUUCGCUCGUUACUUUGUAAGCGCUCGUAUAUCAGAUAAUUACAAGCUCUCGUAGAGACCUCUUCGAUAGUAAAACCUUUAUGAAUGAGUAAGUGAGGUCAGCGAAUACUACAGCAGUGAAAUGCGUUAACUCCUACCAUUCAGUAAAUUUUCAUGCGCUUAUGGUCCAAGUCAGGUCUAACGAACAGUAUCGAGAAAAAUGUUUCAACAGAGUGAUGUGAAUUUUACUGCAUUCUAUUUUAAAUGUGUUCUCUUGAAUUAGCGGCGCAAUCAGGUUUCAUGAACAAGGCGAUGAUGUGAUAAAAUUUAGCUAGAAAAAAUAUAAAAAGCUACCCAAUAAGGCUUUAUUGUGCUGAAUUUCCAUAACAGUGAUAAUCCCAGUCCUGUUUUUAUGGUGCAGUGUACGAUGAGUAGUAUAAUUUUGACGUAUAUGAUCAGUGCGAUCAUACUGAAAAGGCAGUGAAUUGUAGUAAAUUUCAUGAGCACGCGCAAAAGAACAAAUCACAAUGACAACGCUGCUGAAGAACGUCACCAACAGUAUCUGGCACGCGUUCAGUGCUCUUCAACAAGAUGCUUCAGGAUUCGUGGGGAAGUCGAAGCUCAAGGUUCUCACAGCAAAUAUUGCCACUCUACUGGAUCUUUACGGAGUGGAACGUGGACUGGAUCAUUACCGAUCGACAGCGAUACUGAAUUUUGACCACUAUCUGUACUAUCUUGGCCAAGAGGUCUUUUCUUCUGUUUCUAACGAACUACCUCUAUCGGCGCUACGAAAUUAUGAAACCAAAAUCGACGAGGUCUGUUGGUUAGUCUGCCACAAAAACUUCGACGUCGAUGAUGCCUAUUUCAAAGGAGACGCUGUUUACCAGCUGUUCCGCAUUUUUUGCCUGAUGGCGGAUCUAUACACCGAUGAUAUGAGCAACAAUCAGCUGACAGUGAAAAUUCAUCCGUCGGAAGCAUUAAUUGUCGUCAAACAGUUGCUAAAUUCACUCGGAUUGGACUACAACAACGAAGAGAAAUACGACUAUUUGAAAAAGUCGGACAAAGGGUUGGACUUCUGCGAAUUUUUGGAGAUGUUGAGAUUCAAAGACUACAAUAAAGUGAACGAUUAUGUUGCAUCCAUCUGCGAAGCUAUUCGCGAUAUCUACCAAACCUUGAUUAUGGAUGUGAUUAAGAAGGGAUGUCUGUUCAGGAGAGGGUAUGUCCUACCAACGUUUAGAGAAUACUUUUUUGUUCUACAACCAUGUGAGUUGUCAUACUACAAACAUCACACUGAUAAGGAGGUUUGCGGAACAAUCGCUCUAGACUCAAAAUUCAUGGUGAAGCCAAGUAUUUCCUCCUCAGGGAAAACUGAAAGAAUUCAAAAAUUCACUCUAGUUUCCGGAGAUCGAACUUAUGAGUUGGGAGCACAAGAUCACAGAACACGACUUCAGUGGAUAUCGGCUUUACAACUUGCCAUAACCUAUUCCACUGGUCGCGAGGGUUUCCAACGAGACACGGUUAAUCGAAGAAAGCAGCAAAGAGAACUUGAUCUGAGAAAGCAGCAAGAGGAAGAACACCUGCGUAGUAUUCAUUUAAAGCAGCUACUGGAGACGAAUGUUCAACUGGAACAAGAAAAAAUUGCCCGAUUAGCUGCGGAAACACAAGCUCGACAGUUUCAGGAAGUUGCAAGGGAAGACUCUCGUCGAGUCGCCGAACUGGAAGAUGUUAAACUCUGUCUGGAAAAGAUGCUCGAGGAUGAGAUUCAAGCUAAACGAGACGAGGAAAUUGUUCGGGCAUUGCAGGCACGUGUUCUAGCGGAAGAGUGGGACAAGCGAGAGGAACUCGAGAGCCUUCAAGCAGAACAGAUGGUUUUACUGGAGCAAGAGCGACAGAAACGGAUUGAGUUUGAGCAAAAACAACAGGAGAAUGAAAAACGUUUCAAGGAAGCAGAACAAAAGUUACGUCAGCUAGAGGAGGAACGUAAAAAACUGGAUCGGGAAUUGAAGCAAGCUCGACAGAAAAUUCAACUGUCCGAAGAUAAUAAAGGCAUAGUCGAAGCCAAAUUACAGGCGAUGGCUCCGACCUUUAGAAAAACUCCGGACUUUAUGAUUCGUCGAACCCAAUCGUUUGUGGCUUCCGAUCGACCUGUUAUCAUGGCUGUUCCACGCUGAUGUUCGACUUCGCUACAAUGCACAGUGCCAGUAAAUUUGCUGAAUAGCUUAUAUCUUAAAUUAUAAUCCUCGUUACGCAUAGGAACAAAUUAUUUUUCCCUAACGUGUAAGAAAAACGUGCUAUUUCUAGUAAUAUUUGUUGUAGUUUACUGCUGAUCAGUGUGCUGCAAUGCAAUGUGGAGUUGAAAAGAAACACCAUAACACUUCGUAUUCGAAAA
Messenger RNA from Malaya genurostris, 4882 nucleotides. Its product is annotated as differentially expressed in FDCP 6-like. Gene Ontology annotation, cellular component: cytoplasm; nucleus. The record is from RefSeq and is a predicted model, not a curated record. Bases 3021 to 4664 code for a protein of 547 amino acids. The transcript has 4 exons. NCBI's taxonomy places the organism in Eukaryota, Metazoa, Arthropoda, Insecta, Diptera, Culicidae.